ACCAUGAGUGGGUUUAUUCUCGUUGGCUUUUCUUCCGAGCCUGAGCUAGAAAUCCUAUUUGCAUCUUUGUUCUUAAUCUUAUACUUGUUGGCCUUAAUUGGCAAUAUUGUCAUUAUUGCCACCACUUCCAUGGAUGAGAGCCUCAACUCCCCCAUGUACUUCCUCCUGAAGCAUCUCUCCUUCUCAGAUCUCUGUUAUAUUUCUGCUACUGUACCGAGAUUCAUUUACAACUCUUUCAUGCAGAGUGGAAAUAUUUCCUUCUGGGAAUGCAUAGUGCAGUGCUUUGCUUUUGUUGUCUCUGGUACUGCCGAGCUAGCAUUGCUCACAAUGAUGUCCUAUGACCGCUAUGUAGCCAUCUGCUUUCCACUGCACUAUGAGAUCAUCAUGGAUGUCAAAACAUGUGUCCAUGGGGUAGUUGGAGUUUGGGUCAGUGGGACCAUCGCUGGAGUCAUGCACACAGCAUCUACAUUCUCCAUUAGUUUCUGUGAACCCCUGGUCAUUCACCAGUUCUUCUGUGAUAUCCCCCCAAUCUUGAAACUCUCCUGCUCCAAUGACUAUCUUGGUGAGGUUGGAGUCAUUGCCUUUGUAGCUAUGUUGUCAUUUCUUUGUUUCAUCUUUAUUGGAUUCUCCUAUAUGCACAUAUUUUCCUCUGUGCUGAGGAUGCCAUCAGCGGAGGGCAGAGCCAAGGCCUUUUCCACCUGCCUCCCCCACCUUGCUGUUGUCAUAUUAUACCUUUCUACAGGUAUCUUUGAGUAUUUUAAGCCUCAUUCUGAAUCUCCAACUGCUUCGGACAUGUUUCUUACUAUUAUGUAUACAGUAGUUCCCCCAACCUUUAAUCCAGUGAUCUAUAGCCUGAGAAAUAAAGCCAUUAAGUCAGCUCUACAAAAAAUAUUUUACAGAAGAAAAGAAGUGCUGGCUUUUACUCCAUCUCAAUUGGGACACAAGUUCAGUAUGUAA
Messenger RNA from Suncus etruscus (white-toothed pygmy shrew), 957 nucleotides. RefSeq names its product olfactory receptor 14J1-like. NCBI's taxonomy places the organism in Eukaryota, Metazoa, Chordata, Mammalia, Eulipotyphla, Soricidae. Gene Ontology annotation, cellular component: membrane. The coding region runs from base 4 to 957 and encodes 317 amino acids. Gene Ontology annotation, biological process: G protein-coupled receptor signaling pathway. The transcript has a single exon. The record is from RefSeq and is a predicted model, not a curated record. Gene Ontology annotation, molecular function: G protein-coupled receptor activity; olfactory receptor activity.